Molecule: messenger RNA, 2902 nt
Organism: Thalassophryne amazonica
Lineage: Eukaryota; Metazoa; Chordata; Actinopteri; Batrachoidiformes; Batrachoididae
Gene: prmt5
Product: protein arginine methyltransferase 5
Exons: 16
Coding region: 62-1957 (631 amino acids)
Biological process (GO): regulation of DNA-templated transcription; peptidyl-arginine N-methylation
Cellular component (GO): nucleus; cytosol
Source: RefSeq, a predicted model, not a curated record
CGACAGUUUCCUGGAACGAAGGCAAACAGCGCGCGGCGGCUCCUCUUUCGGUCGGCAAAUCAUGGCGUCUGCCAGCACGGGGGGCCGGGUGUCCUGCGGGAGAGAUUUGAAUUGUGUGCCGGAGAUCGCCAACACUUUAGCUGAAGUUGCUAAACUUGGGUUUGACUUCCUGUGCAUGCCCCUGUUCCACCCGAGGUUCAGGAGAGAGUUUGAACUGGAACCAGCUAAAUCCAGACCCGGAGCCCAGACCCGAUCAGACCUGCUGCUGUGUGGGAGAGAUUGGAAUACUCUUAUUGUUGGAAAGCUCUCUCCAUGGAUCGAUGCAGAUUCAGAAAUCAAGACAGAACGUAGAAACUCAGAGGCAGCUCUGGUCCAGGAGUUGAAUUUCUCAGCCUACCUUGGUCUGCCCGUUUUCAUGAUCCCUUUGAAGGGCCCCUGUAAUGCCAACCUGGCCCGCCUGCUGCUAAACCACAUACACACUGGACACCACACCUCAAAUUUCUGGAUACAUGUCCCACUCAUAUCUUCAGAGGACUUGCGAGAAGAUUUGAUUGAGAAUGAACCAUUGACAUGUAUUGAUGAAAUAAGUGUUGAUGAGAAGACCUGGAACUGGUGGCACUCUUUCAGAACACUUUGUGACUACAACAAGCGGAUCUCUCUCGCCAUUGAAGUUGGUGCAGACAUGCCCUCAGACGCUGUGCUGGAUAAGUGGCUUGGUGAGCCGAUCAAAGCUGCCAUACUUCCCACCAGCAUCUUCCUAACCAAUAAGAAGGGUUUCCCUGUCUUGUCCAAAGCCCAUCAGCGAAUAAUAUUUCGUCUUUUCAAGUUGGAGGCCCAGUUCAUCUUUACCGGUACCAGUCGCCACACGGAGAAGAACUUUCAGUCCUACCUGCAGUACUUAGAAUACCUCAGCCAGAACCGCCCUGCACCCAACGCCUAUGAGCUCUUUGCUAAAGGUUAUGAAGAUUAUCUACAGUCCCCUCUGCAGCCUCUCAUGGACAACCUGGAGUCUCAGACAUAUGAAGUGUUUGAGAAAGAUCCAAUUAAAUAUUCGCAGUAUCAACAGGCCAUUUAUAAGUGUCUUCUUGACAGAGUUCCUGAGGAGCAGAAAGACACCAACAUUCAGGUCUUGAUGGUGUUGGGGGCAGGCAGGGGUCCUCUGGUCAAUGCGUCCCUGCAUGCUGCAAGACGUGCAGAUAGGAAGCUGAAGGUGUAUGCUGUGGAGAAAAAUCCAAAUGCUGUUGUGACGCUGGAGAAUUGGCGCUUUGAAGAGUGGGGUGAUCAGGUGACGGUCGUGUCAUGUGACAUGCGGGAGUGGGUGGCACCUGAGAAGGCAGACAUCAUUGUCAGUGAGCUUCUAGGAUCAUUUGGUGACAAUGAGCUCUCUCCCGAGUGUUUAGAUGGAGCGCAGCGCUUCCUUAAAGAUGAUGGAGUGAGCAUUCCCUGUUCCUACACAUCCUUCUUGGCUCCCUUGUCCUCUUCGAAGCUUUACAAUGAGGUGCGAGGGUGCCGGGAGCGUGACAAAGACCCCGAGUGUCACUUUGAGACACCCUAUGUGGUGCGCCUUCAUAAUUUCCACCAGUUAGCUGAGCCCAAACCCUGCUUCACUUUCACACAUCCUUCAAAAGACAUGAACAAUAACCGUUAUCAGUGCCUAAGAUUCUCAGUGGGUUGUGACUCAGUGCUCCACGGCUUUGCUGGAUACUUUGAGACCACACUGUACAAAGAUGUCACACUCAGUAUAAAACCAGAAACUCAUUCACCUGGUAUGUUCUCCUGGUUUCCCAUCCUCUUCCCCCUCAAACAACCCAUCACCAUAACACGGGAUGAUGAUGUCACAGUGCGAUUCUGGCGCUGCAACAAUGGGAGAAAGGUUUGGUAUGAGUGGGCUGUGACUGAGCCCUCUUGUUCCGCCAUUCACAAUCCAGCGGGGCGCUCCUAUACUAUUGGUUUGUGAGGAUCAGUCAUCACAGCUCUGGCCAAAUACCACUACUGGUAUGAGACUGGCUCUUAAAUAGUAGUCCAAAUGCUUCACCACUGGUUCAUUGUUUGUUCUCCAGGCACCCAUCCCACCAUGUUACUUACAUGAAUGAAGCCGGUUUUAUUGUGGAGAGUCAAUCAGUUUGGUUUUCAGCAUUACACACCUUGUUUCCUGUUCAUACAUUUAUUUUUUUGUGUUUGAACUUGUCAAUAAAAACAACACUGUAAUGUACUUCAUACACAACGAUGUAUUCAGUCUACGUCUUUGGUGUGUCAGGUCAGGUCUGGGAGCCUAGACUGAUGCUGUGUCGCCGCAUCCACUGCACUGCACAAUGAGCUUCGGUCCUGGUUGGCAACCAUUCAGGAAGACUAACAGUCUAUCCCCACCUCUCAACAGUAGCCAUCUGUCUGCCACAUUGAGGUGAUACAUGGGCGUUCUCGUGGACUUUCUAGCCACUGGGGUCCUCAACACCAAAGCAUCUGUGUCCUGUAUCAUGCUCAGAGAAAUGUGCAACAUAUCCGAAAUGUGCAACAUAUCCAGACUGUCUUAGCUGAUAUUUUCUUCACAAUGCAAGUGAUACUCCCCCUCUCAGUCUCCCUAAGUACCUGUUCCUUUGACACACAACAAUAACACAAAGUCAUUCCAGAGAUCUCUAAAGAUUUAGUUCCAAGGAUGUCCAGUUGUCGACUUAGGUCACCGUGUCCAAGUCUCACAACCAUACAGGAAGACAGGAUACACCAGGACCUUAAAGACAUGGAUCUUCUUUCUCCCGCAGAGGUGCUGGUGUGUUCAGAGCAUUCAUGACUCCAUAAGCUGCAUGAGUGUAAUUACUGAAGGGGAAGCAUUUACACAAUUGAUUUGUCCAGCAGAUGUCGCCCUCAUAUAACGGCUCUGGCCUCCAAUAAGCUGAAGAUUUGCUCU